CCCGUAGAUGUAGCAAUGCUCGACGAUAGUGAAACUGAACUCGUGGCUCCGGCGCUAUGUAACUGUAGCUCCGUCCCCCUGCAGUGCACGCGCGCCCCCACGUUCUCUCCGGCGACGAAAAAUCCUGGAGAUCACGCCUGGCCCAAUCACUCCUCCCCGUUCCGCCCCCUAUCCUCCUGCCCGCGCUCGCCUUGGCCCACCCACCCCCUUAUCCUCUUCCUCGCCACUAAACCGCCAAAUCCGUCUCAGUUCAGCACGCUCGCCCACUCCAACUCUACCACAGCUGCUAUCACCUCACUCACUGGCGAGGGUUCGGCCAUGGAAGAACUCCUGCUGCGCCACGGCCGCCUCUCGAGGCCGGUGGCAACCCGCCGCCUCCGCGUCGUCGCCGUCGCGCUAAGGUCCAGACCGAGCAGCAGCCUCGCCGUCCCUGGGUUUCCGCCCGCGACGGCGCCGGCCCCGGCGCCUGCCCUGGAGCACGUGCUACCGUCGCCGCAUGUGGCCGCAGACGCCGCAGCUGUCCUGCUCGAGGCGGGCGUGCGCCCGGAGGAUCUCCGGCGCGCGGCGGGGAUGUGCCCCGAGCUGAUGUCCGUCCCCGUCGAGACCAUCACGGCCGCGCUGCGGUUCCUGACCGACGAGGCCGGAGUGCCCGCCGAGGAGCUGCCGCGCGUGCUGAGGCGACGCCCACGCCUGCUCGUGUCCUCCGCCGCCGCGCGGCUCCGGCCGACGCUCUACUUCCUCCGGGCGCUUGGCGUGCCCGACCUCCACCGCCGUGCCGACCUGCUCUCCUUCUCCGUGGAGGACAAGCUGCUCCCGCGGAUCGAGUUCCUCGAGUCGCUGGGCCUCCCCUCCCGCGCCGCGCGCUCCAUGGCACGCCGCUUCCCGGCGCUAUUCUACUACGGCAUUGACGGCAACAUGCGGCCCAAGGCUGAGUACCUUCUGGGCGUCAUGGGCCGCGACGCCGACGAGCUCUUCGACUUCCCAGAGUACUUCUCCUACGCGCUCGACACGCGCAUCGCGACGCGCCACGAGGCCUGCGCCGCGCGCGGCGUGAGGAUGCCGCUGCCCGCCAUGCUCCGGCCUGGGGAGCGCAAGUUCGAGGACUGCCUCGCGGGCUGCGUCGGCUCCACGCCGCCACGGCGGCGGUCUCCCCUUUGGCACGCCUAUUGGGUGGAUGGCGACGGCGCCGGCGUCAGCGCGGUGGUAGAGAAGGCCAGACGUGACGACGCGAUCGUGGCAUCAUACCGCCAUGUGCAUUAUUAGUAAUACAAUAGUGGGCGAUCUUGGAUGUUGUAAGCUGUGCAUACAUGUGAUCUGUAAGUAUGAUACCAUCUGGUUGGACUCUCUUGUUAAUCAAUCAAUCAUCAAGGCAUGGCCUUAUAGUUCAAAA
Molecule: messenger RNA, 1390 nt
Organism: Triticum aestivum (bread wheat)
Lineage: Eukaryota; Viridiplantae; Streptophyta; Magnoliopsida; Poales; Poaceae
Exons: 1
Coding region: 16-1263 (415 amino acids)
Biological process (GO): regulation of DNA-templated transcription
Molecular function (GO): double-stranded DNA binding
Source: RefSeq, a predicted model, not a curated record